AUGAAAUCCCUUUUGAUCUCACUGUGAUCUUAGCGUGAAUAAAGAGGUGUUCUCUGAUUCACAACCAGACAGAGCAGAAUAGAUUUACACACAGAAUGGCGAGAACCUUCCUACAAGCUCUACUGCUCUAUGGAUUGAGUUUGGUCUCUGUGUUGGUUUCUCAGUGUCAGACUAUGGAGGUCCGUACUGGGGAUACCAUCACCUUGCAGUGCUCCAAUGUUACAACGGCUGUGGGACACACAGCAUGGUUCAAGCAAGUCAACGGAUCAGAGCCUGUGUGCAUCUCGUCUAUGUACGGCUUUAACUCAACACCUGAUCUCCACAAUAGUUUUCAAAGGAGCCAUUUGGAAAUGUUCAGCAACAACACCACUGUCUUUCUCACAAUUACAAAUGUGGAAAUAGGUGACUGUGGUCUGUAUUUCUGUGGAUUGUUUCCAUAUAGCCACAUGUUCUUUGUCAACGCAACAUAUCUAAAGAUUCAAGGACACUGUAAUGGAACUAGCAGUCUAGUAGGAGAGGAUGAUGACAUAUACCAAGGAGAGGAUGAUGACAUAUACCUAGGAGAGGAUGAUGGAACCAUGUACCUCCUUCCCCUGGUUGUGAUCCUGGGUGUUGUGACUGCUGUUCUACUGAUAGUCAUCCUCAUCCUGGUCCUCAAGAUCAGACGAGACGCAAACAGACACAACACAGGACCUGAUCCUCAAAGACAACAACACAAUGAUCAGAAACAAGAUCCAGAUACAUUGAAUUAUGCCGCUCUGAAUUUCACCUCCAAGAAGAGGAUGAUGGAGAGGAGAAGAGAGAGGAGCUGGACACCCAUGUAGUGUAUGCUGCUACAAGAUGAUAAAGUGGAGGAGGAUGGAAGAGGAAAAUGAAUUGUCCAUAUCUUUGAAUACAUUGAUUUCCCAUAUGCUUGAAUACAAGAUUAAAUAUC
This is a messenger RNA of Oncorhynchus keta (chum salmon), 934 nucleotides long. RefSeq lists its product as uncharacterized. Lineage: Eukaryota; Metazoa; Chordata; Actinopteri; Salmoniformes; Salmonidae. Bases 96 to 824 code for a protein of 242 amino acids. Gene Ontology annotation, biological process: response to bacterium. The transcript has 5 exons. The record is from RefSeq and is a predicted model, not a curated record.